UGGUUUGGACCACCAUUGUUAUUCUUUUCUUCUUCUUUUAACAACAAUAUUUGGACACGCACUACUUAUUACAACUAGGAACCUCUGCCUAGAAGGCAACAACCAACCAACCAAUUACAAAAAUCGAAAAAAUGGCUCGGUACCGCCAAAUCUUCAUUGUCUUGUCUAUAAUAUCUCCGUUGGUCACAUCUUUCACCGUGAUCACCUCCGACUCGACUGCGCCGUCGGCUCUGAUCGACGGCCCACAAACAGGAUUCACGAUGACCAACGACGGGGCUCGAACGGAGCCCGACGAGCAAGACGCCGUCUACGACAUCAUGCGUGCGACUGGCAACGACUGGGCUGCUGCGAUUCCGGACGUGUGUCGAGGCCGGUGGCACGGUAUCGAGUGUAUGCCGGACCAGGAAAACGUGUACCACGUCGUCUCUCUGUCGUUCGGAGCGCUCUCAGACGACACGGCGUUCCCGACAUGCGACCCGGAACGCUCUUACGUCUCUGAGUCCCUGACGAGGCUUAAACACCUUAAAGCCCUCUUCUUCUACCGCUGUUUAGGCCGCUCCCCACAGCGCAUACCGGCGUUUCUUGGCCGCCUCGGGUCGAGUCUUCAGACCCUCGUUCUGAGGGAGAAUGGCUUCUUCGGGCCUAUCCCUGACGAGUUGGGCAAUCUUACCAGUUUGAAAGUUCUUGAUCUGCAUUACAACAAUCUCAACGGCUCCAUUCCCUUGUCCUUUAACCGCUUCUCCCGUUUGACAUCACUUGAUUUGAGUGCCAACCGUUUGACUGGUUCGAUUCCCGGUUUUCUUCUUCCGGGCCUGAACGUUCUCGACUUGAACCAGAAUCUGUUAACCGGACCGGUUCCAUCCACGCUCGCCGCCUGUGGAUCGUUGAUCAAAAUCGAUCUUAGCCGAAACAGAGUCUCCGGUCCCAUCCCCGACUCGUUUAACCGGCUUAACCAAUUAGUGCUUCUGGAUUUGAGCUAUAACCGGCUGUCAGGUCCAUUCCCGCCUUCUCUCCAAGGCCUAAACUCUCUUCAGGCUUUAAUGCUCAAAGGCAACACAAAAUUCUCAGCAACGAUUCCGGAAAACGCGUUCAAAGGGCUCCAGAACUUGAUGAUUCUUGUGCUCUCGAAUAUGAAUCUCCAGGGCUCCAUACCAAAAUCUUUGUCUCGGUUAAACAGUCUUCGCGUGCUUCACCUGGAGGGCAACAACCUGACCGGAGAGAUUCCUUUGGAGUUUCGGGACGCCAAGCAUCUAAGCGAGCUGAGGCUCAACGAUAAUAGUCUGACAGGUCCAGUACCAUUCGAGAGAGACACAGUGUGGAGGAUGAGGAGAAAGCUGAGGCUCUAUAACAAUGCUGGUUUGUGUGUGGGCCGGGACAGUGACUUGGAUGAUGCAUUCGGUUCAACAUCUGGUUCUAGUGUCACCUUGUGUGAGGGAGAAACGCCGACACCAGGUCCUCCCGGUACUGUCCAGCAUCUAACUAGAGAAGCCGUUGAUAUGCCGGACGGAGCUACGGACGUUUCAAGCAGUUCCAUGUCUUUGGGGUUCUCCUGCCUACCUUCGUUCUUCCUUGUGUUCGUUUUUUUCAUUUUUAUGCUAAUUUCUUCUGAUUAAGGAAGAAGUUAUAAUAAUAAAACUGCUGUAAAUAUUCCCCGACUACUUUUCUUCAACUUAAAAUUGAUCUUCGCCUUCA
This is a messenger RNA of Capsella rubella, 1692 nucleotides long. Its product is annotated as protein TOO MANY MOUTHS. Gene Ontology annotation, molecular function: protein binding. NCBI's taxonomy places the organism in Eukaryota, Viridiplantae, Streptophyta, Magnoliopsida, Brassicales, Brassicaceae. The record is from RefSeq and is a predicted model, not a curated record.